Molecule: messenger RNA, 1500 nt
Organism: Cryptomeria japonica (Japanese cedar)
Lineage: Eukaryota; Viridiplantae; Streptophyta; Pinopsida; Cupressales; Cupressaceae
Product: probable glucan endo-1,3-beta-glucosidase A6
Biological process (GO): carbohydrate metabolic process
Cellular component (GO): plasma membrane
Molecular function (GO): hydrolase activity, hydrolyzing O-glycosyl compounds
Source: RefSeq, a predicted model, not a curated record
UUCUCCAAAUGCCUCUGCAUUUUGCCUAUCUAUACUUCUUGUGUGCCUGGGGAUAAAAUUUGUGGCGGCAGAUUCAGAUCCGUUUGUAUCGACUCAUGCAGUGGGAAUCAACUAUGGGAGAGUCGCCGACAAUCUACCGACACCAGCCAAAGCAGUGGAGCUAAUGAAGAGCAUUAACGCAGGCUAUGUGAAGAUAUAUGACGCAGAUUCUGAUGUCCUCAAGGCAUUAGCCAACAGCAGUCUUCCUGUGGUAAUAACAAUACCAAAUGAUGAAAUUUUAGGCAUAGCUUCAAGCACAUCCACUUCAGACCAAUGGGUACAAACCAACGUUGUCCCUUACUAUCCCCUCACCAAAAUCUCCAUGAUCAUGGUGGGCAACGAGAUUCUUUCCUACCCCUCGCUUCAAUCCACCUGGACCCAAUUAGUACCCGCAAUGCAAAACAUCCACAACUCCUUACAGAAGAACAAUCUAGAUUCUUCCAUAAAGGUAACAACUUCCGUAGCCAUGGAUGCCUUCUCUUCCUCCUACCCACCCUCCAAUGGGACCUUCAAGGAAGCCAUAGCCACAUCAGUAAUAAAGCCCAUGUUAAGCUUCCUAGAUUCCACAGACUCAUACUUCUUUCUAGAUGUCUACCCUUUCUUUGCCUGGAACGACAACCCCGUCAACAUAUCUCUCAACUACGCGCUCUUUGGCCUGAGCACCACCAACGUAGAAGACGGCACGUUGGGCUACACCAAUAUACUAGAUGCACAGCUGGAUGCCGCCAUUGCAGCCAUGCAAGCUCUGGGCUACGAUGACGUAAAAUUAGCCAUCAGCGAAACGGGGUGGCCCACCAAAGGCGACUCUAGCGGCGCCACCGUAGCCAACGCCGCCCACUACAACACAAGACUCGUCAGCAAGUUGUUAUCAAAUGCCGGCACUCCUCGCCGGCCGAAGACCUUCUUUCCGACAUUCGUCUUCGCUCUUUUUAACGAAGAUCUGAAAUCCGGCGCCGCCACGGAGCAAAACUGGGGUGUUUUUUACGCCGACGGGAGUCCCGUCUAUGAUAUCGAUCUCUCCGCCGUGAAUUUAACCAACGGCGUUGUUAAACUCUCAGAUGCUCCGGCGUCCUCUGCGUCGUCGUCGUCGUCGAUUUUUUUCGGUCAAUUGUUUUGGGCGGUCUUUUCGUGCUCAACUAAUUUGGUUCUGUUAUUUAUUAUUUCAAGACUAGGUUUUUAAGGGUGUUCGUUUGUGCUUUCAUUAAACAAACGGAGAGUGGUUAUUGAGGACAUUAAUUAUAUCUAUUUCCAUUGAUAUAAUUAAUCUUUCUUUGCACCAUGCGUCACUGGUGCGUGUAUUUAUUUGCUUCAUUAGGAAGAUGUCACGGUCACAUGGUCUGGUUCAGCGAUGUAUCCACUAUGCACUGACGUCUUUCCAAUGGUCACUCUGAUUUUAACACUUAAUAUUUUUUUAGCACAUCAAUUCAAUACAGAGCAGGCCCACGGGCUUGCAAUUCAAUA